This is a messenger RNA of Gossypium raimondii (Peruvian cotton), 411 nucleotides long. RefSeq lists its product as uncharacterized. The record is from RefSeq and is a predicted model, not a curated record. NCBI's taxonomy places the organism in Eukaryota, Viridiplantae, Streptophyta, Magnoliopsida, Malvales, Malvaceae. The coding region runs from base 1 to 411 and encodes 136 amino acids. The transcript is spliced from 2 exons.
AUGGACUGUGUUUGCACUGUCCGGAACAAACAAAGUGAAGUGGAGGCGUUUACAAAGAUCUUGGAAACCUUUGAGAGGAUUUCUGGCCAAAGCAUCAACUUGGAUAAGUUAAUGGUUUACUUCAACCCAAACACUCCCAUGUCACAAUGCACGACUUUAAGCAGCUUACUCAAGAUGAAGGUGGUGACCAAGCUUGACAGAUAUCUUGGUCUCCCAAUCUCGAUUGAAAAGAAGAAGCCGGUUGCCUUUCAAAGUAUAUUAGAUCGUGCUGCCAGUAGGAUCAAUAGCUGGUCAAAGAGAUUAUUGUCAAAUGGUGGUAAGGAGAUUUUAAUCAAGUCAAUUCUUCAGUCAAUCCCUACAUAUGCACUCUCGGUGUUCUUUGUCCCUAAUGGCGUCCUUAAAGAGCUCUAG